Scophthalmus maximus (turbot) is the source of this 1945-nucleotide messenger RNA. It is a transcript of the gene ankdd1a, whose product is annotated as ankyrin repeat and death domain containing 1A. The transcript is spliced from 17 exons. The record is from RefSeq and is a predicted model, not a curated record. Bases 138 to 1718 code for a protein of 526 amino acids. Gene Ontology annotation, molecular function: protein binding. Lineage: Eukaryota; Metazoa; Chordata; Actinopteri; Pleuronectiformes; Scophthalmidae. Gene Ontology annotation, biological process: signal transduction.
UGUCUUAUUGUGUGGGGCUUGACAGUUGUGUGUGUGUGUAACUGUUCAGCGGAGCCGAAGCGUCCGGUGCGGUGCGGUCCGGUCCGGUCCGGUGUCCUCUCCCUGAGACCGACAUGUGAGACACAGACUCCGCAGACAUGGAGGACGACCUGGUGUCGGAGGGCGACAUCUUACUGUGCUCAGAGAAGGAGUUCCAUGAUGCUGUGAAGAUGAACGACACAGGGAAAAUGCAGGAGCUGAUCAAGAAGGGCGUGAACGUCAAGGCCAAAAAUAAAGUAGACCGGAAAGCCCUGCACUGGGCGGCAGGAGCUGGAACUGAACAGGCUUUACGCCUCCUACUGGACCAUGACACUGACGUUGACGAGAGGGACAUUUUUGGCAUGAAUGCACUGCUCCUGGCAUCCUGGUUCGGCCACCUGAAGAUCCUGCAGGUCCUGGUGUCCUGCGGAGCAAAGUUCAACUGUGAAAACAAAGAUGGUCUGAGCAUGCUGCACUGUGCUGCUCAGCGAGGCCACACCAGGGUGUUGGAGUUUAUCAUGGAGGACCUGGAAGAUGUCCGUCUGGACAGAGUUGACAAGUCAGGGAAGACAGCUCUUCACUUGGCUGCCGAACAUGGACAACUUGAAGUGGUGGAGUAUCUGAUUGGAAUGGGUUGCUCGCACGGUUUGAAGGACAAGGAAGAGAACACGGCCAUGCACCUGGCAGCGAGGCCUGGCCACACAGAGGUCCUGCAGAGGGUUGUCGAGACAGGAGCGGGCAUCGAUGAGAGGAACAUAGACGGCCUCACAGCUCUGCACGUUGCGGCGGACGGGGGUCACUACGAAUGUGUCAAAUUGCUCCUGGAGUCCGGCUGUAAUGUAAACUCACUAACUCAUAAGAAUAUGAGCGGCCUCCAUUUCGUGGCUCGGCGUGGCUUUGACAGAGAGGCGGGCCUACUCCUGGAGGCAGGAGUUGAUAUCAACGCAGUCGACAAUCAACAGAACACACCACUGCACAUGGCUGUGUUGAACAACCACUCCCAGGUCGUGCGGCUGCUCAUAGAUGCUGAUUGUGACCUGGACAUGACGGACUGUAAAGGCUACCGUGCAGUGUCAUCAGCUAACAGAUUCUGGUCGCGUGGUUCACAGCGACAGCAGACGGCUUUACACAUAGCAGCAGAGCACGGCUGGCAGGACCUGGCUGAGAUGAUGCUGAUCUCAGGUGUCAACCUCACUAUGACCGAUAAGCAGGGGAAGACGUGCCUGGAGGUGGCGGCCAGAGGAAACCACGUCAUCCUGGUCGACAUGAUCAUCAAAGCUGACCGUUUUUAUAAAUGGGAGAAGGAUCACAUGGGCAGUGACCAGGACCCCUGGGUGGGCAGGCCGCUGAGCUUCAAGCAGGACCACCAGCCCGAGACGCAGCACCUCCGCUCGGUCGUGUGGAGCCUGGCCACCAGGUCCCUCUGCCGUGGGGAGUGGAAGCUCCUGGCUCAGCACUGGGACUUCAGCGACGCACACAUAAGAGCCAUCGAGCAGCAGUGGACGGGGAUGAAAAGCUUCAAGGAGCACGGUCACCGCAUGCUGUUGAUCUGGCUCCACGGGGUCGGGGUGGCGGGGGAGAACCCGACCAAGGGCCUCUACGAGGGGCUGGUGGAGAUCGGUCGCACAGACCUGGCAGAGUGUGUCCGGCAGAAGGCGAACGCGGAGAGCAGCUCACCCAGAGUGUGCUCCGCAAUGUGACCGGCAACAGCUCGCCAUCACUCCAAAAUCCCCCUCGAGCGCAGCCAGUGGAGUAUGAUCUGUUGACAUAUUCACGCUAUGAAUACACUGGAUCCAGAGGACGCCGUGUCCGCUCCACGGAUGCAAGCGGGUGUACAGCAACACCAGCACCCUGCAGAGUCACGUCAAGGAGCACGAGAUCCCCGCGCAGUCUGUUCCCGGGAAGGUCCUGCUCUGCUCCUCCGUCG